UACUGUAAAGGAAGUGAAUGUGAUAUAUACCACUUUGGCUGAUGUGCGGAGGUCCUUCAGAAAUAGAAAAUGCGAGUUCGUCAUCAUUAGGUAAGCGAUGAUAAACAGAGGAAAAAAAAUAAUAAAUAAAAAAAAAUGGACGAAGAAGAGAGAAGGAAUGACUGCUGGAUUAUGUUAGGUGCCGAAGGUCAGGAGAGAUGAUUGAAAUACGUAGACAGUGACAUACGCAGAAGACACUGGUUCAUAUUCUCUCUGUCCUCUCACCACGGCUAUUCUCAGGGGCCUGUGAAGAUUAGACGGGUUCUCAAGAGUGUUUACCCUGUUGAUAAUGUGGAAAUCUUAUUAAUCUGUCAUUAGAACGAUAAAAAAAUAAAUAAAAACCUGUGUAACUUCAUCUAGAGCCUUUUGAAAAUAGUAGAAGUACAGCGUGUGUUUCAGAAUAGGACCCAGGGAAGGAAGGACGUAUUACAAGUGCAGGAAUAAAAAUGAGAAGAAAAGCAAGUUAAAAAGAAGUUAAGAGGACAUAAAGAAAAGAAAAAUAAAAGAAGGGCAAACAAGAGCAAAAUACAUAGUGUUAAGUAAAUAGGUACCAUUGAGACACGGAAGAAAAGCCGAAAGAUAAUUGAAGUUAUGUAAUAAUGUGAUAAUUUCGGUUCACUAAUAGAGCAGGUUACACAGUACAUUACAUAAAAGUACAACAAACUCUUGACCGUGUGGAUAAAAUUAGGGGCAAUUAAAGACAAGUGGCAAUGAUAUAGUGAACAUCUGAGAAAAAAAAAAUUAAAACACUCGAGUAAAAAAACAAAUGUAUGAUAGGCAUGUUAUUUGAGUUUUUUAUGAGAUACUGAUGUUAAAGUAUGAGAGAGAGAGAGAGAGAGAGAGAGAGAGAGAGAGAGAGAGAGAGAGAGAGAGAGAGAGAGAGAGAUUGUAAGAAAGAAAAAUCAAGUGUGUGUGUGUGUGUGUGUGUGUGUGUGUGUGUGGGGCCCGCUCACUUCCCUCGCCUGACAUAAACACCUCAAGAUAACCUGAGUCCUUAUCAAGUGUGUUUUGAAUCAGCCAGUUCGCGUCCUGUCCUUGGUGUUUAUAAUGCCUCCUCUUCCAUUCUUCAUCCAUCUUCCUAGGUCUUAUUUCUUGUAAUAUUCCCAUCUUAUCCCUCCCCCUCCUCCUCCUUAUCCUCCUCCUCCUCCUCCUUUUCUGUCUUUUUCUUUUCUCAUCUACUUUCGCUUCUUCCUCUCUUUCCUCUUUCCUUUUUUUUUCCUUUUUUUCUUCCUAAAGUAAUAAGAAAAAAAAAACAUUUACCUAACUUCAGCAAAUACCAUAACAAGAUAAACAUUAUAAGAUAAAUCUCAGAAACGACUCAUGAUGUUACUGCAUACCUACUCAGUGUUCUUGGUCGCUGACUGACGAACUAGAGAGACGGAGGAGAUUGUAGAGGGAGGGCGUGAGUGGGCAGGGAGAUAACAUGAUAGCGUGCGUCAGGGGAGGGGUUGAAGACUGACAGUAAUGCCUGAAACUCCCUCGGGUCCUGCAAUACACUGCCGGGGAGGGUGAGUGGCGAGUUGUCUUGAUGGUAGCUAGAGUGAUUGAGUGAAGUGUCCGCCUCUACUGAAGGAAAAAGGACGAGGUGAAGUCCACAUUAAAUAUACUCGGCACCUGAACAUUCAAAUAAGAAAAUACGAAACUACGAAUUUGGUGACCCUCGCAUCAACUUACGCCGACGACUGCCACCCUGGCCUAAAUAGAAGCAACAGAUAUGGGAAGCAUGAGUGGAGACAGCACGAGUGAGGAGAGCGUCGGGGUGAUGGUGGGCGGUGCAGCGCUGCAGGAGGAGGGAGGGCGUGGCGGCAGUCCACUAGAAAGGUCCACGCCCCAUCCCCCAGCCAACACCACCUACCGCGUGUACAAGCAGCGAUGGUUGGUGCUCCUCACGGUGGUAGUGCUCAACAUCUCCAACGCUGGGCUGUGGAUUAACAUCGCGCCGGUGGCGUACAAGGCAGCGGCGUUCUUUGAUGUAAACAUCACGGACGUCAACUGGUUCAGUCUGGUGUUCCUGUUUGUGUCCAUUCCUUUCUGUUUCAUCUCCACGCUCAGCGUUAACCAGCUGGGCCUCAAGCCUGCCAUUCAUAUUGGAUCGAUCCUGAACUGUGUGGGUGCCUUGACGCGCGCCGUGGCCACGGCAGGCUUUCUUCCUACAGAGGUCGUGUUUCCCUUGUGUUUGACAGGCCAGGUGAUCGCUGCCAUGGCCCAGUCUUUCCUGCUGUUCAUCCCGACGAAAGUAUCCCAACUAUGGUUCCCCGAGACGUCCCGGGCUAUCUCCACCACCAUCCUGUCCAUGUCCAAUCCUCUCGGCAUCCUGGUGACGCAGGUAGUGUCGCCGCUUAUAGUGACGGAGAAGGAGAACAUUCCGACGCUCAACUACGUGUUUGGCGGUAUAGCCGUCUUCUCCCUUCUCACAACUCUCGUCUGCGUCACAAGGUCGAUGCCGCCGACACCUCCCAGCCACAGCGCCGCGCGGGGAGAGAGAGAUCGAGCCCCUUACCUGCAGCAGCUUAAGGAAACUUUCACUUCCGUUCCCUACCUGCUCCUCCUGCUGGCCCUCGGGUGUGGCGUGGCGCUGUUUUCAUCCCUGGCCACCGUGACACAGCAAAUUCUGUGUCCCCUCGGCUACAACGAUCUUUUCAGCGGCGUGGCCAUGGCGGUGAUGAUCCUGUGUGGCUUCGUGGGGUCUGCCGUGACAGGUGUGGCGGCGGACCGUACCAAGGCUUUCACGCCCAUCACCAAACUUUUCUACGGAUGUGCCGCCAUCUUCGCUAUUUUCAUGAUGGAGAUGUUCCUGGUGCCCGGACAACCUGCCCUUGUGACCAUCUCCUGCGGCCUCUUCGGAUUCUUUGGAGUCGGGGUAUACCCGAUCGGCCUGGAGCUGGCGGUGGAGGCGACCUUCCCCGUGGAGGAGACCAUCAGCACCGCCUUUAUCUUCAUGUCCGGUCAGGCCCAGGGUGCGAUCAUCAUCGCCAUGGUGACGCUUCUCUCCCGUGACCAGUUGGCUAAGUACGCCCAUCUGGAAGUGUGCACUGGUGGGGAGAGUUCAGACCUGCACCCCAGGGAUUAUUCAGUGUCCCUGAUGGCCAUCAUGGGGCUGCUGUCCUUCAUGGUGAUCAUGAUAAUCAUCUUCUUCAACACGCCUUACAAGAGACUGGAAGCCGAGAAAGCGUCCACCAGUAACAUCUCCAGCUCCUCCUCUAGCCACUCUCUCACUGCCACCUCUGGCUAUGGGACAGAGGGUGUCUCUAGGAACACCACCACCUCCUCCCGCGUCUCCAGGAACCACCCCACUGUGCUUCCCGUGAACAUCACAGAAACGCCGGAAGCUGAGGAGGAAUACGAGCAGUGUCACCUAUAGCAGAGGCCCGGCAGGUGUGCCCGAGGGGGUGCCGGUGCCGGUGCCGGUGCCGCACGUCUCCUUGAGUGUCGCAAACACCGUACUGUGGGUUGUGAUGGCAGCGAGUGGUAGUGGCAGAGAAAAGCCGAUAAUGCAGCACGGCCAUGCUGCUGCUGAUGUUGCUUUUUCUAAUUUGUCAUUAUAGACCACGUGAUUGCCACUUCGGUGAGUGUCUGUGGGUGAAGCUGCUCGCCUGGUGAUGCAGGGGCACGCCAUGGCCUGGGCAGGCACGAGCCGCGCCGCCCGUCACGUGGCUGGGGACGACUUGCUAAAAUCUCACCUUCACGCAGAUUCGCACAUUCUUUUUCGAAUCACGCCUUAAUUAUUUAUUUGUCACGUAUUUAUGCAACUCAUAUCUUGCCAUGAAGAUAAAGCUCAAAGAAUACAUGAAUUCCAUACAA
Scylla paramamosain (green mud crab) is the source of this 3840-nucleotide messenger RNA. RefSeq lists its product as uncharacterized. Bases 1754 to 3400 code for a protein of 548 amino acids. The transcript is spliced from 11 exons. Gene Ontology annotation, biological process: transmembrane transport. The record is from RefSeq and is a predicted model, not a curated record. Gene Ontology annotation, cellular component: membrane. Gene Ontology annotation, molecular function: transmembrane transporter activity. Lineage: Eukaryota; Metazoa; Arthropoda; Malacostraca; Decapoda; Portunidae.